AUGUUUUAUCCGAAUUCCAAUCAACAGCAAUCCUUUCCUGAAUUAGUUGGCCGUAGUGCUCAAGAAGCAGUUGCUUACAUUUCCAGCCGAGGCUUGAAACCGGUUGUUGUUCAAGCUAAUCAACCAGUGACCAUGGAUUUCAGUACAAAUCGCGUUCGUAUUGUGGUCGAUCCAACCGGAAGAACGGUUAUUCAAACACCUAAUGUUGGUUAA
This is a messenger RNA of Adineta ricciae, 213 nucleotides long. Lineage: Eukaryota; Metazoa; Rotifera; Eurotatoria; Adinetida; Adinetidae. The record is from the annotation of a GenBank genome assembly.